AUGGCCAAACCGACAGCAAUGGCCGUAGACGCCCUUCCGAGGUUCCUGCUUCCUAGACUCAGCUGGACUGGUCCUGCGACAGCAUCCCAAGCCCUACGGCCUGUUUCGGCACACCCUCCGAGCUCGCGCCGUCGGAUGCACACCCGAACCAGUGCUUUCCACGAUUCGAAUUUACCAUCCAGAUGCCGCAGCAAUGGCUUCAAGACCGAGCGCGCCUCGAUACUGGCGAGCCCGGGCCUCACGAGGUCCUUCCAUGCGACUCCUUCAAGGCGAAGAGACCACCACUUUGAUACCUUGAAGUUCGUCCAGCGGAUGAAGAGCGAGGGCUUCACGGAAGUGCAGGCCGAGGCCACGAUGAAGGUCCUGAACGAUCAGAGCAGCAUACAGAACCUCACCCGAACCAUGGUCCUCCGCGAAGACGCCGCCAAGGCAACCUACACCCAAAAGGUCGACUUUGCCAAGCUGCGCUCCGAACUCCUGUCCGCCGAUAGCACCGAGUCGAGCACGACGCGCGCGUCCCACGAGAAGCUCGGCAACGACAUUGCGAAGCUGAGCUCCCGGCUGCGCGACGAGAUCGGCAGGACGCAGGCCAGUGUCCGCCUGGACCUGAACCUGGAGAAGGGUCGCAUCCGCGAGGAGGCUGUCGGCCAGGAGCUCAAGAUCAAGGAGACGGAAACAAAGAUUGAGCAGGAGGUGGCGGCGCUGCGCGAGAAGCUUGAGCAGGUCAAGUUCCAGACGCUGCAGUGGCUGAUGGGAGUGUGUACCGGUUUCGCCGCUCUGCUUCUUGGUGCCUGGAGGUUGCUCAUGUAA
Molecule: messenger RNA, 810 nt
Organism: Colletotrichum tamarilloi
Lineage: Eukaryota; Fungi; Ascomycota; Sordariomycetes; Glomerellales; Glomerellaceae
Exons: 2
Coding region: 1-810 (269 amino acids)
Biological process (GO): mitochondrial respiratory chain complex IV assembly
Cellular component (GO): mitochondrion
Source: RefSeq, a predicted model, not a curated record